Messenger RNA from Trypanosoma brucei brucei TREU927, 3474 nucleotides. RefSeq lists its product as hypothetical. The record is from RefSeq and is a predicted model, not a curated record. Bases 1 to 3474 code for a protein of 1157 amino acids. Lineage: Eukaryota; Euglenozoa; Kinetoplastea; Trypanosomatida; Trypanosomatidae. The transcript has a single exon.
AUGCAAACAACUACCGCAGCAUCGCAUGCGAACAUAUCCAUUCCCUGCAUAACGUCUUUGAUAAGGGGUGAUUUCACCCUGUUGAUGCAGUCGCUUGAACGAAACGAAUGUAGUGUAAGCAAGACGUAUAUUCUGGAACUCGCCCUAACUCUAAUCCGCUUUGACCCACAUUUAAGAGAGGAAGAAUGUCGGGCUUUUGUCCAUGCGUUUGAUUCUCUUGUGAGACGUCUCCUGGGGGAACUUCGGCGUUUCAACGAGGUGGAAAGUCUUCUUCGGGAGGAUUUUCACCUAUUGACAGAACUUUCUGAAAGGUGUCAUACGCUGGAUCAGCUGUGGGGCCGUUACUCAGUCGGCAAAGAAGGUGAGGCAAAGAAGACUACUGAUGCGUCGGAGUCUUUCGCUCCGUCCGUUACGAUUGAGGUUCCUCGUCCCCCGUUCACCACCCCCUCGAAAAGAAAAAACUGUCAGGACACGUGUAGCCCCACAGAGACCUGUGCCGAUAGUUGUAGUUCCUGCGAUGUAAAAUUAGCGCCUCCAGUAGAUCUGAGUGUUAUUACAAACACUGGUGGUCAAGAGGAGACGGUCGGACGCCUCGAUGACUGCAGUGAGGUUGUGAGAAACUGCGCUCCGUACUCGCUGAGGGGGAAACAGCUUUUCCCAGAGGACCCGCUGCAGUCGAGUGGCAAUGAAGCGGUUCGAAGGCAACAAUAUGUGGAGGAGUUUCUUGAGUUACUAACGGGCCGACUAUCCAGGGACGAUGCAGCCAUCAUAGUACAGAUACUAGGUUCGAAACCAACCAAAUGUAGUGGCAAAACUACCGGUGCCAAGCGUCAAAUGUCUAGUGUCACACACGACGAACCGGUUUACUCAGUUUCUGGAAAGUCCAGUCACGCAGGAAGCAAAGGUAAUAUUGCGAAUAGCAACGGGAAUAUUUCGCGGCUUGGUAGCCAUGUGUCGCUCGUGGACUCCCUCAACUUGAGGCGUGGUGGUUACAGUGUGGAGGAUAACGAAAGCAUGACCCGCGUUGACAAUGGCUCCUUCAAUGCAGAAUCAUCGGCCCCCUCUUCGUUCUCGGCAGGCGCCACCCCCAUCCGUAGCAUGAACAAGAUUGCACUGUACCUCAGUGUGUUUGCUGAUAUGCUUGCUAGUGGGGAAACCUGUGUUGCCCGUUCGCUGCAGAGCACAUUGACGAGGUUUGGGGAUGGACAGCAUGAAGACCAAGCGGGUGACCGUUCAACAUCUGGUAAUUGUUUUCGAGAGGGAUCAAAUAAGGGGGAUUCCCCAAUGCCUUCUGGUUUGUUUCCAUCACAGAAGGCAGUGAAUUUUCUCUCGGUGCUAUUUCCGUCCCUCCGUGGCUAUUUCCGCGACUUUUCGUGGCGCGCUGAUAAUGUUGCGUCGGACGAAGGCGGAGCAAAUGUGGUGCCCUCUGGUUUGCCCCACGACUGCUUGAGCCGGAAAGCGGGCAACACUGUCCGCCCCAACGCGUUUUCUGCGGUGGGGGGUGGCAGUAACUACGCCGGAAUUGCUACAUUGGGAGACAACGCAAAUGAAAACGAGCAGACGGGAGGAACGGGUAUUGCCUUCUCGUCAGGAUCCAGUAAUGGGUUGUACCCCGGUGAUAUUGCAUUGUUCUCCCUGCUUCGUUCCCUCCAAAAAGGGGGGUGUAUUGGCCCUGCAGUAUCAGCAGAUUUCACGUCAGGGAUCAAUGACGAAGGGAAGGAAGAAGAGAAAACUUCAGUGAUCGACGAUUCUGGAAGGACAACGCUGCAGCAAUACGGGGACGGCGACGGGUCAACGAUUAUUUAUUGUGUCUGGGUCGAGCUGCAAGCAGUGAGCAAAGAGGUUCAUAGUGGUGUCUUUGCCGCACAAGCCAUGCGUGAACAGAUUCAGGAGGAAAUUUCCCUCCUUUGCUUCCGUGUGGUUACCAUCAUUUUGGAGCUACUGAUCCCUGCUGCCUCCUCUGUGGAUCAGCGGCAAGUGUUGUUCUUUCGUAAGUGGGUUUGUGACAUAUAUCGGUUGCUUCUGGAAGAAGAACUACUGGGCCGCUUCUCGGCUCUCGCUGGCGCAUCGUCCUCCGCACAUUUCACCGAAGUUGUAAAUCCUGACAGCUGCGCCCCAUCUACUCUUCCUCCAACGACGCCACAAUACCGCAAGAAGCGGGCGAGUGGUAAAGGGACUCCGGUGACGAUAACGCGGCGGGGGUCGCUGACAUGUGUGUUGGUGGAUGAUGGAAACGGAACCUUGCAGAAUGAUAGUGGACCUCCUACCCUGAAAGAGGAAAUCGGGGGUUUGUUGGUACCUGGAACUGCGUACUCGAGGCUUGCGUGCAGUCUAGAUAAAAGUUCUGCCCGCGCUGUUGAAGGGGGGUCCUCCGGGACUGCUGCAACUGACGGUCGCCUCGCGUUUAUUCAAACGCCAGCAGCACCUUCCUAUCCAGCGGCGCAUUUUGGGCAUGGACAUUACUACCGACGGGAUGAUCCUGCAGUGGUCAUGGCGGAGUCUCUGUUUGAUGAUGCACCUACUGAGCCCCUCCCGCAAUGCCACUUUGUUAUCACACGCCUCAUGGCGAUGCUUUUGCGCGGCGCCGGCUCGGUGAAAACUUCGAACCCCGUCCCGGCACCAGACCGUGGCAGUUGCAGUGUGAACGGCAGCUUCGCUGGAGUAUCGCCCAAUGAGUUCCAGACAAACUUGCCACGAAAACCAACUCCUUCUGUAAAACCUCUUCGACAAACAACACGAAAGAAGAUUACUGUGCAAGGCCAUACACAGGUUGCCGCAUCGAAAAAGGUGCAAACCUCACUCACUGGGGUGGAGAACAAAUCGACACUGAACCAGCGGCCACUGAACCGUGUCGCUUACCCCGUGGUCAGUUGUACAGGAGAUGUGAAGGCCUUGUACUUAAGCGUUUUGUGUGAAGUUGAAUUAAUGCUUUCGCCUCUUGACCCGAUACGCGCAGCCACAGUACAAAACGCCGUUGACUUCCUUGUUUCAGUCACCCAAACACCUGGGGAAGCGUUUGAACUGUUAGACGCCUAUCUUGACGAUGUUGGAAUGGAGCAGAUUCAACUACCUCAAGCUCAGCGGGGGGUGAUCGACUACGUGGCGGAUGGCGGCGCUGGAAGUCACGGUUAUUCUCCGCUAGGAAAUGAACCCCCCUCCUCCUUAGGAUCCGUGCGGCGCCAACGCGUGGCUACGUUGGAAACUGCUGCGUCGGGGGGCGGUCGCGCAAAUGCGGCCCUGAGGAGCUGCAGCGUGCAGCAGAAGCGAGGUGGCAUAAGCGCUGAGAAGGAAAACAGCACAUCUUUAUUGUCAAUGUUCCCCGUUAUUCCAACCGUCAUUCCAUCCUGGAACUCACCGGAUGAGAGCGCGCAAUUCAUGACAAUACUGGCGCUCCUGCGCCACAAACACCUUACACUUCAAGGUGCCUUCGGCGGCAGGUCAUCUCCCCCAUGGUUGUAUCCUCAAGGCGAAUGA